AUGGGCAAGCAGGCACCGCAGGGGCCCUCGCAGCGUCGCCAGAAGUGCUGCAUGGGCGCCCUGUACUACAGCCAGGCCCUCAUGGACGGGAGAAAGGAACCGGUGUGCGCCGGAUUCCGCCGGACCCACAAGGCCGGGGAAGGCGCCGCUGAGCCGCAAGCGGAGGCGUCCAACCUCUCCGAUUUCAAGUACAUGUGUGUGGGGUACUCGGUGUACGACGAGCAACGCAUCAGGCAGCAGCCCUCGCGGCAUGAUGCCACGGGCGGCAGCGUCGACUUGCCCUAUUGCGAGGGCCUGGAGAUAGUUUCGUCACGGCAUCUGCAAGGUGGUCCAGUCCUGCUGAAGGAGGGAAUAGAUGGACAGAACCCCACACAGGAGCAGUCCGCUGAAGGAAAGAACAGAGGGGCACCAAGCUUUGUGUCUACACCUCGAGGCGUCAGUUGGGAGAAGUUCCCUGAAAGAAGAUGCAGCAGAAUGCAAACUACCUUGCAACCUCCAUGA
Ostreobium quekettii is the source of this 501-nucleotide messenger RNA. Lineage: Eukaryota; Viridiplantae; Chlorophyta; Ulvophyceae; Bryopsidales; Ostreobiaceae. The record is from the annotation of a GenBank genome assembly.